AUGAAUGUUACACAUUGGAAUUAUUGCAGUGAAAAUUUAAGCAAAUUUGAAAAUGACAAAAAAAGUUUGGAUAAUCAGCUGAUUAAAUUUCACCAAAAGUCAGCCACUGACAUUUGGAUAGAAGAUUUAGAUGCAUUGGAAAGUGAAUUGGAUAGUUUGUUAAAUAAUAAUAUUGAAAAUGAAGAGAAUACACCUUCAACAAACACCAAAAGAAAAUUAAGUGUUUAUUUAAAAGAUAAUAAUCAGACAAAUAUAAUGGAAGAAAAUGGAAAAAGAACAAAAAUUUAUGAUUCAUAA
Messenger RNA from Entrophospora sp. SA101, 297 nucleotides. The record is from the annotation of a GenBank genome assembly. Lineage: Eukaryota; Fungi; Glomeromycota; Glomeromycetes; Entrophosporales; Entrophosporaceae.